AUGCCGUUAAUCAUAGUAUCCGGCCUCCCGACCUCGGGCAAGACGCACCGCGCGAAACAGCUUCAAGCGCACCUCGCCGCCCGCAUCGCCUCGGCCUCGGCCGCAACCACCACCUCCGCCCCGUCCUCCUCGACGACGUCCGCCGAGGGAGCCGCAGCGAGCACCGGCGGGAGACAGCCCUACAGGCUGCACUACAUCUCGGACUCAACGCUCUCCAUCCCGCGCGACGUCUACGACCUCGACCCGGAAAAGGUACGCGCGCACACGCGCUCGGCCAACGCCUCGGAAAAGGAUGCCCGCGCCGCCGUCUACGGCGCCGUCAAGCGCGUGCUCUCGGACCGGGACAUAGUUAUCCUGGACGGGCUGAACUACAUCAAGGGGUGGCGGUACCAGCUGCAUUGCGAGGCCAAGGCUGUCCGAACGCCGAGCGUGGUGUUGCAAAUUGGGUGCGGCGUAGAGAGGGCCAGGGGCAUCAACGAGGAGAGGUUGAGGAGGAGGGCGGAAGCCUCUACAACUGCGACGACGACAACGACUACGCAGGCGGCAGAGAACGCCGAGAAGCCCGCGGGGAGCGACGACGACGACGACGACGACGACGCAAAGACGGACGCGGACGGAGAGGAACAGCCCUACGAGCCGGACAACUGGGAGAACCUCGUGUUCCGGUACGAGGAACCGAACCCGAUGACGCGGUGGGACAGCCCGCUCUUCACACUCAUCUGGGACGACGACGACGCGCAGGCUGCCCGGGUCUUUGACGACGUCUGGGACGCGGUCGCGGGGACGGGGCGCAAGGUCGUGAAGCCCAACCAGGCCACCGUCCAGCGCAGCCGCGACGCCGGCGGGGACUACCUAUACGUGCUCGACCGCGAGACGCAGGACGUUGUGAGGCGCGUGCUCGAGGCGCAGGGCGACGGGGACGAGGGCGGCGGCGAGGUCGCCGUCUCCCGUGGAGCCGCGGGCCCCCAAGGAAAGGAGAAGGAGGAGCUGGUGGUCAGGCUCCCCGGGCGCAAGGUCGGGCUGCCGCAGCUGCAGAGGCUGAGGAGGGCCUUUGUCGGGCUGAACCGCGGAGGAAUUGGGCUUGAGGGCGUGGGCAACUUCAGCGUGGAGAGGAUGAGGGAGAGUUUCGUUGGGUACCUUAAUGAUACGUUUGACCAAGAGGGUUGA
Messenger RNA from Colletotrichum higginsianum IMI 349063, 1167 nucleotides. Its product is annotated as RNA polymerase II elongator complex subunit. Bases 1 to 1167 code for a protein of 388 amino acids. The record is from RefSeq and is a predicted model, not a curated record. The transcript has 2 exons. Lineage: Eukaryota; Fungi; Ascomycota; Sordariomycetes; Glomerellales; Glomerellaceae.